AUGAAGUCUGAAUGUACCAAGGCCCUUACUUUUAAAAUUCCAACCUUGUCAAGUUUGCCUAAAUUUAAUAGUCCAAAACCCUCCAGUUCGUGCAGUUCCCCGAAAACUCCUACUAGUCCUUUCGUGCUGUCGUCUACAAAAAUGCCUGUUCAUACUGUUCAUUCGAAAACAUCUAGCAUGUCAGCUAUUUUUAUUUCUUCAAGACCGAAUACUCCUUCCAGUAGUAUUAAGUCCUCAAGUAUACCUAGUAGUCCGAUAACGCCACCUGCAAGAAUUCCGGCUCAAUUAAAAACACAAAAUUUACCAACAUCAAGUUCUAUACCAAAUAUGCCUACUGCUAUUCGUUCUCCAACAUCUUCUGUUAAUUCGUUAAGUAACCCUGCGAUUCAACAAAGUUUAAGGAUGUCAAGAUCAAGAACACCAAGUUUAACAAGUUUAACAUCAAGUUAUAAUUAUGAUUCUUCUAUACCCAAUCCUCUUGGUGCACAAUCACAUAAUGGAAUUUCCUCGAUACCAAGCAUUCAUUCUAAUAUUCCAUCGGGUUUUGCACCAAAAUCCAAUGGUACUGACUCAGUUCUUAUGCAAGGUCGUAUUAGAAGAUAUUCUCAAAAUUAUACCAACCUUACUCAAUCUACACCAUCUCAAGCAAUUAAA
Messenger RNA from Scutellospora calospora, 654 nucleotides. Lineage: Eukaryota; Fungi; Glomeromycota; Glomeromycetes; Diversisporales; Gigasporaceae. The record is from the annotation of a GenBank genome assembly.